This is a messenger RNA of Danio aesculapii, 2311 nucleotides long. Its product is annotated as oligodendrocyte-myelin glycoprotein-like. The record is from RefSeq and is a predicted model, not a curated record. Bases 186 to 1427 code for a protein of 413 amino acids. Gene Ontology annotation, biological process: neuron projection regeneration. The transcript is spliced from 2 exons. Gene Ontology annotation, molecular function: protein binding. Lineage: Eukaryota; Metazoa; Chordata; Actinopteri; Cypriniformes; Danionidae.
UAGCAAUCCCAGAACGGGACCUGCACAGAGAAAGACAGGAUUUGGAUUUUACUGCAGCAUAAAACAAAAACAUAGGAAAGCAUAUAAAAUAAGAAAUCACAACCACUCUGAUCUGAAGACUAAGCAGAAAGAAAGAGGUGAGGGAUGGAGAAAAAUUGACAGAAAGAGGACAAGAGCACAGAGUGAUGACAAGGAGAAGGAACACCAUGAAGAUACACGGGUGUACAGUGACAUCCUUUGUGCUUUUACUCUGGAUUACGUGUACAUACGUUCAUGCCGAAUGUCCUUCAGUUUGCUCCUGUAGUGACAGCCAUCGGACAGUUGACUGCUCGUGGAGGGGGUUUAGACAUCUGCCAUUGGGCCUGCAGAGGAACAUUCAAUCCCUCAACCUGACCCACAACCGUCUCUCAGACCUAGACCAACACCUAAGCUCUUUCACGCACCUUCGCAUCCUGGACAUCUCCUACAAUCGUUUGCUGCAUUUCCCAGCUUCGCUACCACGGGCACUGUGGGAGAUCAACAUCUCCGGAAACCGCCUACGUGUACUAAACAAAGAUGACACCGCGUACCAGUGGAACCUCAGAGUUCUGGAUCUGUCCGUCAAUAAACUGGAGCGUGUGGUCUUUAUCAACAACACGCUCCCAAACUUGAAGGCUCUCAACCUCAGUCACAACAAGUUCUGGACGGUACCUACAAACAUGCCCCAUAACCUGGAAGUAGUGGAUCUAUCCCAUAAUUCUCUUGUCCAAAUUCUGCCGGGAUCUCUCUUGCGGCUGCACAAGCUGGCUCAGUUUUACUUGCAUGCAAACCGUUUCACUGCAGUAAACGAAGAGGCGUUUGAGCAUAUGGAAAGUCUGAAGCUCAUCACUCUAGGAGACAAUCCUUGGGCUUGUGAAGAAACUGCCAACAUCAGUUAUUUGUUGCUGUGGACCAAACAAACUCCGGCUCGAGUUUUAGGAUGCCCCUGCCACACCUGGUACACCUGUGGAGAGGCUCAUUUGACCAGGACGGGGAGCUGGCAUUUUGGCACCUACACACUCUCACCAUAUGUCUUUGGAACCGAGGAACCAAGCCAUCCUUAUAUCCAAGCAGUCACCACACACAUCUGGUCCGGGACGUCUCUUAUAAACACUCGGGAUGAUCUAACAAGAUCUGGAGUCACCCAGGAAGAGGAAUCUUUCAGAAAUGGCGCUCUUUUUACUUCAACUUCAAAGGUUUCUCAAUCAACCACUGAUGCUUCGGUCACACCAGAUGACUUCUUCUCCACCAUCUCCACGACUCGAAAGACAACCACUCUUCGCACACGGAGUGUGAAAAGACCCAAUCAGAACCUCAGUAAAACUGCAAGCUCAGGAUGCACUUUUGGCUCUGCCUAUAGAUUAAUCUGUGGUACACUCUUCCUAAUGGCCACACUGUGUAUCUUCUAAACUGGAUCUUAAUAUAAAUUCAUGUUAUAAAAUUGCAUUUUUCUGCUUAACAUAUCAUGGAGACCUAAAAUGGACUUAAAAUGUUAUGGAAAUACACAGUCUUACAGUAUAAUUUCUAUCUGAGGCACAAGUAUUAUUAUUGUUGGACAUUUUGGCACCUACAAAUUUCACCAUACAGUUCUGCGGAACCAAGCCAUCCUUAUGUCCAAGCAGUCACCACACACUUCUGGUAUGGGAUGUCUCUUAUAAACACUCAAGAUGAUCUAACAAGAUCUGGAGGCACCCAGGAAGAGGAAUCUUUCAGAAAUGGCGCUCUUUUUACUUCAAGUUUAAAGGUUUCUCAAUCAAGCACCGAUGCUUUGGUCACACCAGAUGACUUCUUCUCCACCAUCUCCACAACUUGUAAGACAACCACUCUUCGCACACGGAGCGUGAAAAGACCCAAUCAGAACAUCAGUAAAACUGCAAGCUCAGGAUGCACUUUUGGCUCUGCCUAUGGGUUAAUCUGUGGUACGCUCUUCCACACUGUCUUCCACACUGUCUAUCUUCUAAACUGGAUCUUAAUAUAAAUUCAUGUUAUCAAAUUGGAUUUUUCUGUUUAACAUAUCAUGGAGACCUAAAAUGGACCUAAAAUGUUAAGAAAUGUAACAGUCUUACAGUAUAAUUUCUAUCUAGAAGUAUUGUUGGACAUACAAGUUUACAAAAAAAUAGGUGCAGGCUUCAUAUUUCAUGGGUUAUUCUGAUUAACUUCUGACAAUCCACAUACUUUCAGGACGAUUCUAAUCAUUUAAAUGCAUGCAUUUAAAUUGUCAUCACUGCAAUAAAACUAAACACAAAUAUGAACAAAGAGCAACAAACUUUGUGAUCAAGAGCACAGCACUGUA